AUGUGUAUUUUAGUUGGAUUAAGUUUAGCUGAAACAGAAAUUGAAUAUAUUCAUGAUCAUGGAGAUGCAGAUUUAACCCAGAUGUUACUCUCUAACAGAUUAUUGGGGACAAAACCACCGGCGUCAUCAUCGUCAGGAGCAGCGGCAGGAGAUGGAUAUACAAAUCAAUUGAGAAUGGAUAAUCAGUUCAAUAGAAAUGAUAACAAUAAUAAUGCCAAUACAAUUCUUCCUGUUAGUGAUAAUAGUGCUGUGACCGGUAGCAGCACUAGUAGUGUCAGCAAUCGUGAUACAAACUCUGAUCUAUUAAGUUCAAAUGGAGAAUUUGCUUUAUUUCUUACUCCACCUUUGUCUAGUUUCUUUCUGCUGAUUUCAGCUAAUUUUAUCUUUCUACUAAGUUUUCUAGCUGUUCUCACCUAUUUUGUACGUUUAUGUGAAAAAGCUGAUGAGGACAGAAAACAUAUGAGAAGUGCUGAAACAAGUCGGGCUUAA
This is a messenger RNA of Trichobilharzia szidati, 489 nucleotides long. Lineage: Eukaryota; Metazoa; Platyhelminthes; Trematoda; Strigeidida; Schistosomatidae. The record is from the annotation of a GenBank genome assembly.